Messenger RNA from Lindgomyces ingoldianus, 450 nucleotides. RefSeq lists its product as uncharacterized. The coding region runs from base 1 to 450 and encodes 149 amino acids. Gene Ontology annotation, molecular function: flavin adenine dinucleotide binding; oxidoreductase activity, acting on CH-OH group of donors. The transcript is spliced from 2 exons. Lineage: Eukaryota; Fungi; Ascomycota; Dothideomycetes; Pleosporales; Lindgomycetaceae. The record is from RefSeq and is a predicted model, not a curated record. Gene Ontology annotation, biological process: secondary metabolite biosynthetic process.
AUGUAUGGGUUAGCUCAGCAUGCUCUCCUGACAACACGGAGCUGUGCCCAUGCUGUAUUUACGAGGAAUGCGCAAAUAAAACGCAGCUUGAGUGAAGUCCAAAACUCAUACGACUAUGUCAUUAUCGGAGGUGGAGCGAGCGGUCUCACAGUGGCCGACCGGCUGAGUGAAGAUCCUUCCAAGACUGUACUUGUUGUCGAAUUCGGCUACUUAGCAGAAAAUAACCGAUGUGUUGACUGGCCAAGAAAUGUUUUCAACGGGUAUGGACCAUGUAUCCAAUUCGCGUUCAAUAUUACCACAGCACCUAUCCCAGGAUUGAACAACUUUGUGAUCCCUAGCUUUGCAGUCGGUGCAGUCGUCGGAGGUGGGACAGCAAUUAAUGGCAUGUACAUCCCUAGGGCUAGCAAAGCAGACUACGAUGCCUGGGAAGAGCUUGGAAACCCUAGUUAG